UUUAAGGCAGAAGCUCGUCCCCCGCGGACCUGCCGGCGACCGGCUGCCCCCCGCCCAGCGACCGGCGCGCCCUCCUCCCAAUCGCCGCCACCGCCUCCCGCGCUCUCCCCAGUCAUGUCCCACCCGGAGCGAUGGGGAAGCUCGAGGACAACGAGAGGGUGAUCCUCAACGUGGGGGGCACGCGGCACGAGACCUACCGCAGCACCCUGAAGACCCUGCCGGGGACCCGCCUGGCUCUGCUCGCCUGCGAGUCCCAGAGCGAGUCCCCGGGCGGCGAGGAACCGCCGCCGCCGCCCAACCCGCCGCCGCCGCCGGCGGGAGGCUGCCCGGAGCCCGGCAGCGGCUGCAGCCCCCGGGGCAGCGGCGGCGCCAGCGAGUUUUUCUUCGACCGGCACCCGGGGGUCUUCGCCUAUGUACUCAACUACUACCGCACCGGCAAGCUGCACUGCCCCGCCGACGUCUGCGGGCCGCUCUUCGAGGAGGAGCUGGCCUUCUGGGGCAUCGACGAGACCGACGUGGAGCCCUGCUGCUGGAUGACCUAUCGCCAGCACCGCGACGCCGAGGAGGCCCUCGACAUCUUCGAGGCGCCCGACCUGCUGACGGGCGAGCCGCCCCCCGACGGCGACGACGACGACCUGGCCGCCAAGAGACUGGGCAUCGAGGACGUGGGGGCGGCCAACGAGGGCAAGGGCGGGCGCUGGCGGCGGCUGCAGCCCCGUGUCUGGGCUCUCUUCGAGGACCCUUACUCCUCCCGCGCCGCCAGGUUCAUCGCUUUUGCCUCUUUAUUCUUCAUCUUAGUUUCAAUCACAACCUUCUGCCUGGAAACACACGAGGCUUUCAAUACUAUUAUAAACAAAACUGAGCAGGUCAUCAACGGGACAGAAGCUGUGCUGCAGUAUGAAAUUGAGACAGAUCCUGCACUGACAUACGUGGAAGGAGUCUGCGUGGUAUGGUUUACAUUUGAAUUUUUAGUACGCGUUAUUUUUUCUCCCAACAAACUUGAAUUCAUCAAAAACCUCUUGAAUAUCAUUGACUUUGUGGCCAUCCUGCCCUUUUACCUAGAAGUGGGCCUGAGCGGGCUCUCCUCAAAAGCUGCUAAGGACGUGCUUGGUUUCCUCAGGGUGGUAAGGUUCGUCAGGAUCCUCCGGAUUUUCAAGCUCACCCGGCACUUCGUGGGCCUCAGGGUGCUGGGCCACACUCUGCGAGCCAGCACCAAUGAAUUUCUGCUGCUGAUAAUAUUCCUGGCACUUGGUGUUUUGAUAUUUGCCACUAUGAUCUACUACGCAGAACGGGUGGGAGCCCAGCCUAAUGACCCAUCAGCGAGUGAACACACACAGUUCAAAAAUAUCCCUAUCGGCUUCUGGUGGGCUGUGGUCACCAUGACCACCCUGGGAUAUGGGGAUAUGUAUCCACGGACUUGGUCAGGCAUGCUGGUGGGAGCCCUGUGUGCGCUGGCGGGGGUGCUCACCAUAGCCAUGCCCGUGCCUGUGAUAGUUAACAAUUUUGGGAUGUACUACUCCCUGGCCAUGGCAAAGCAAAAACUGCCAAGGAAGCGAAAGAAGCACAUCCCUCCUGCUCCUCAAGCCAGCUCACCCACCUUCUGCAAGACAGACUUGAACAUGGCCUGCAAUAGCACGCAGGGUGACAUCUGCCUGGGCAAGGACAACCAGAUGAUGGAGCACAACAGAUCAUCAGUGUUAUCAGGUGAAGACAGUGCAGAAAGUGAGCAGCCACUCUCACCUGGUGAAAGGCUCCCUCCCAUCAGACGUUCUAGUACAAGAGACAAAAACAGAAGAGGGGGAACAUGUUUCCUACUGACCACAGGUGAUUACACGUGUGCUACUGAUGGAGGGAUCAGGAAAGUGUUGUACAGAAUUUAUCAUGGAUUUUUGACUGCUGAAAAAGGGACAAUGGAAUUUAGCCAUACCAAGGAYUGUACUGGAAAGAGACUGCUGCUGCUGAAUGGGCCCUGAUAAACAACUGACACCUUGAGGAAGUCACUGAGAGUUUGCGUGCGAAGUAGAGGUUGUUAAAGAAGAUGAAAGACCGCUCGUAAUUACUGCUGCCAGAGGAAGGGGUGACAAGUCACUGUUGAUGAGUCAGUGUAAAUAAAACGUGCGUGCAUGGAAUAUCAGUUUUUAUCUAUAUCAAGGAAAGCUGAAUUCAUGUCAUCAUUGCUAAGGCUCCAUGCAAAGACCCACACCCCUGUGUUUAUUAUUCCUGGUUCCUGCAGUAAGUUGUGCUGUGGAUCAUACAAAGACACGCUUUGUAAUGAUAGUGAUGUAAACUACAUCUGUCUUGACUCCUGUCAUACUAAUGGCAUAUAUUGCAAAAGUCACAAAUUUGACCAGAGUAGGUUUGCAUAAGUCCUUGCUUUCUCAUUUUGCCAUGACCUAAAUUGUUAUGAAUUCUAGUGUACAUGCCAAGUYCUAAGUUUGCUUUUCACUUUCAUAACAAAAAUGUGACUGCAGACAAACAUCACUGACUUUGUUCACAGCACACAGUCUUCUUUCAUUGUUAUCUCAAACUAUAAGUAUUAUCAGAAAUAAAAUUCUGGCAGCAAGACUAUUUUGUGGUUUUUUUUUUUUUUAAUUCAAAGUAUUGCAAACCCGACAUCAAUAAGUAUAAAAGUUGUAUUAAAAUUAUAUUCUAAAAAUGUAUAUUUUACAUAAAAUAUAUAUUCUUUGAUAAGUUACUUUCUGUGAUUUUUGUGGUAAAUGGAUCUAGUCUAUUCUGUGUUUAUGAGACAUUGUAGUGCUACGAUGUGGUAAUUAUGUUCUCCCCAUCCUAUUCAGUGGGAAAUUCUCCAGAAUCUGUUUUGUCACCCUGGUGUCCCGAUUGUAGGGACCUGUCCCAGUUGUGAAACUCUGUAUCGUGGAACUUCUGUGAACAUGUCAAGGUGCAUGCACAAUCCUGGUGGAAACCAGUGGAAAUGUAAUACCUGAAUUGGAGAAUAAAAGGCAAAAGACCUGGGGAGGAACUUGGAACACAUCUUCUGAACUGGCUCAUGCGCUUUCUUUAGCUGUAUCGGUCCCCUGCCUGCCACUUACCAUUC
This is a messenger RNA of Malurus melanocephalus (red-backed fairy wren), 3055 nucleotides long. It is a transcript of the gene KCNC2, whose product is annotated as potassium voltage-gated channel subfamily C member 2. Lineage: Eukaryota; Metazoa; Chordata; Aves; Passeriformes; Maluridae. Gene Ontology annotation, biological process: potassium ion transmembrane transport; protein homooligomerization. Gene Ontology annotation, molecular function: delayed rectifier potassium channel activity; protein binding. Gene Ontology annotation, cellular component: axon; voltage-gated potassium channel complex; dendrite membrane. Bases 132 to 1973 code for a protein of 613 amino acids. The record is from RefSeq and is a predicted model, not a curated record. The transcript is spliced from 4 exons.